Molecule: messenger RNA, 1151 nt
Organism: Mollisia scopiformis
Lineage: Eukaryota; Fungi; Ascomycota; Leotiomycetes; Helotiales; Mollisiaceae
Exons: 1
Coding region: 383-1045 (220 amino acids)
Source: RefSeq, a predicted model, not a curated record
AUGUGCCGAAUAGAAUAGAGUAGAAGGAAACUGUGAAGCAUGACCACCAGCCUUCGCGUAAUCAACUUGGACUCAACUCUUGGGGUUGUGGUGAAGUCAGGCUGAGAUAGGGGCAGUCAGCAGCAGUCACUCGAUCUGCUGCAAGCCAAAACUCUAGCUCUAAUGGUUCUGAAAUAGUAUGAGCGCUUGAAGAAGACGAGAACAUGCAGGUACAAGAACAGAGCAAAAGCAGGCUUUUCAAUGAAGAAGGGAGUUGAAACAUUGGCAGAUAAGCUCGAGGCCUGAGACAAAGAGAUGUGAUCUGUAUCCAUUCUCGUCGACACCGCUUCGGAAAAGUUCGUACUAGGCGACGAAGAGCGGUAUCAUAGGAUCUCGGGAAGGAAUGGAAAUAAACCCAUGGUGUCCGCCAAUUUGGACACCGAGAUUGUGCGUCGUUCGUAGAUUCCAUCAUCGGGGUGGACUUCCAAACCGUUCUGGUCUUUUCAACAGACGCAUUCUCCUGACUGCUAUAUUCGACCUUUCCCGACUUCAAUUCCCAGCAGAUGCUUCAAGGCUAGUCCAUUCUCUUGUAGUGCAUUGGCAGACGAUCACAAGCUGCUGUCUUUGCCCAAGAAACUGUGUAGUUGUACUAAUUUGGGAGAAGAAGUUGGGAGAUGCUGGAAUAAUGACGAUAAAAAGUCAUGGAGGUCCGCAGUCGUAUGGUAAUAGCCGGGAGAGGAGGAUUGUUCGCGGAAUGCCCAAGGGAAUUAUUCCCUCUCUACAUUGUCUACAUGGGCUCCUCGAGGGGUUCAUAUUUCGAGUAUGUACUGUAUGCAGCUUUGUCCGAGCCCACUUCCUGCCCAAGGUUCGAGAUCUUCUUCAAAUCUGCUGCCCGCGGUGUGUACUCGAGCUGAAGGAAGCAGCACGUCGCAGGCAUACAUGGCUGAUAUCCUUGAACGUUUCGUCUGCAGCUUUGAAGUGUGAAAAUGGUGGCUUCGUAGAGGUUGGGGAUGCUGGGGAUGCUGGAGUCUAUCACGCUGUUUUCUUUGGCACAUUGGUUGCUUGAUCGAAGGCUGAUGCAUCGUCCUAGCGCUUGAUCGGUCAGCAGAGAACAUAGAAGCGUUGAUGCGAUUUAGUCAAAUCUGCGGAGACUGUGUCAACCAUAGCAGCAC